UUGAGCAACAUCCUCUCUUGUUAUCUUUCUCAUCAUACACUAUUGAUUAAUUCUCCUAUUAUUCCUAAGUGAACGUUUUCGGAUCUUCCCAUCAGUAACAGAGCCAAGCAAAUCCCCGGAAAAUGUCGAACCAACCAGGGCGAAAUUUGGGACACCAGGCAGGCCAAAUCACUGGCCAAGCUCAGGUGAAGAAAGAUGAGUAUGUGAAUCAGGCAAAGGAGACAUCUCAGUCGGCAGCGGAUAGGGCGUCCGGCACGGCACAGGCUGCUCAGAACUAUGCUUCCGAGCUCAAGGACCAGGCCACCAACAUCCUCCAGCAGACGGGAGGGCAAGUCAAGAGCAUGGCGUAUGGAGCAGCUGAAGCAGUGAAGAGCACUCUGGGAAUGAACAAUGAAGACACCGCCAUCGGCGCAGCCAACAACCGUCCCGGCAGCAACCCCGGCAAUCCUGUUUCCGGUGGCAACCCCAGCAAUCCCGUCUCUGGCGGCAACCCCAUAAACAGGGCUUGAUGAAGUUCAUUAAGAAAUUAAUAAAUCUCGGCAGGGAGACAUAUGUUCUCUUGUGCUCUAGAAUUAAUGUUCCAGUUAAUUUAUUUUAUUCGUUUCGAUUUUUGUCGAGAGUGCACGGAGAGCCAAAAUCAAGGCUCCCGCACGAUUUGUUUUAGUUUUAUUCUAUUGUUUGGGCUGAUAUAACACAUCUCAGCUGCAUUCUUUUGUACUGAAUCUCCUACGAAUUGAAUUUGAUUUAGUUCUCAUUUUCGAACAA
Messenger RNA from Punica granatum (pomegranate), 765 nucleotides. The record is from RefSeq and is a predicted model, not a curated record. Lineage: Eukaryota; Viridiplantae; Streptophyta; Magnoliopsida; Myrtales; Lythraceae.